UUCAUCUGUCAGUUUUAAGGUGCAAAGCACCUUUUUCAUCAUAUUUAUACUCAUAAUACAUGUUUAAUUCUUAUCGCCCAAACCAUCUGUGGCUUAAAUUUGUGACCACAAGGAUUAACAAAAACAAUGCUCGCUCAUGUUACAAGAUUUUUUUUUUUUUAAAGAGUAGGUACCUCAAUGUCUCCGCCCACCUUUUAAGUAUAUUUAUACAGUGUUUUGUCAGUGAGAGCUCACUGAUUGUCUUCAUGAUGACCAUCAUCUCUCUGCUCCUGCUGGCCUCUCUGUUGCCACACCUGACCUUCACUGCUCAUGUGAAUGUGGGUAUAGUGAAUGGAAGGGAAGCCCACUCCAGACCUUACAUGGUUUCUAUUCAAAUGAACAAGCGACAUAUCUGCGGUGGAUUCCUCAUUUCUGAUCAGUGGGUCUUGACUGCUGCACAUUGCUGGAACAGCUCUUUCAGCAGAUGUCAGAGUCUGACGGUUGUGGUUGGUGUGCUUGACUUAAGAAAGAGUAACAUUCGGAACCACAUCGGAGUGAAGAAUUGCAUUCCACAUCUACAAUCCAGCACCAGACCUUUUCGGAAUGACAUCAUGCUUUUGAUGUUAUAUCAAAAGAUACAUCUAAACAACAAUGUUCAAUUGAUACCAUUACCAAAGGGAGGAGAAGAUGGUACAGCAAAUCGUGGCUGUAGUGUUAUGGGCUGGGGAAGACAGUGGACUAAUGGCUCACCGAGUGCUCGUCUACUGGAGGCAAAGGUGUUCAUAGAAAAUAAGCAAAAGUGUCACUAUGGAUGGGGAAAUGAGUACAUAGACUCACAGAUGAUCUGUGUCCAUGGCAGCGGUGGAUCCUGCGAAUAUGAUUCAGGAGGUCCUCUGGUUUGUGGAGCCACUGCAGUUGGUAUCACAUCUUUUGGUGACCUUUCUAACUGCAAUUCACGUCUGAAACCUAACGUGUAUACCAAGAUUUCAGCUUUUCUUCCAUGGAUCAAAAAAAACAUGAGAAAUGUUGAGUGACUUCAUGGAAAAUAAAAAAAGGGAAGAAGUGUUUUGUUGAAUUCUCCCAUAAACCUUAUUUCAAUAAAAGUAUCACAUGGCAAGCAUCAAUCAGUUGUAUAGUGUCCUCAUUGUCACCACAUAUAAUUAUCAUAUUACAUGGGACACACAUCCCAAGUCAUUUCACAAUAGUUCACUUGGU
Messenger RNA from Cyprinus carpio (common carp), 1194 nucleotides. Its product is annotated as cathepsin G-like. Gene Ontology annotation, molecular function: serine-type endopeptidase activity. NCBI's taxonomy places the organism in Eukaryota, Metazoa, Chordata, Actinopteri, Cypriniformes, Cyprinidae. Gene Ontology annotation, biological process: proteolysis. The record is from RefSeq and is a predicted model, not a curated record.